Molecule: messenger RNA, 1650 nt
Organism: Blastomyces dermatitidis ER-3
Lineage: Eukaryota; Fungi; Ascomycota; Eurotiomycetes; Onygenales; Ajellomycetaceae
Product: serine/threonine protein kinase, variant 1
Exons: 3
Coding region: 518-1219 (233 amino acids)
Biological process (GO): mitotic DNA damage checkpoint signaling; protein phosphorylation
Cellular component (GO): nucleus
Molecular function (GO): ATP binding; protein serine/threonine kinase activity
Source: RefSeq, a predicted model, not a curated record
UGAGGGUGUAACUUUUGGUCGGUCCAGAUCUGCUAGAAUAUCAACAGCACCUUCUCCGAAUUGAUUGCCUCUCAUGCUGUCAUUAGGCUCACUCUCUUUCCUGGCUGUUCGUGCUUGCAGAAACAGGGCAUAUUUAAAUCUCGCGACACGGAACCUCUCCAACUGCAAACCGGCUUUAGUACCAAAUACCACCCUUCAUCGCAGAAUAAACACAAUGUCAACUGCCUUGACAGACUCUGCGGAGUACAUCGGCCAGUCUGGCCACAGUUAUAGGAUUGAACAGGUGCUUCAGGAAGAGACAUCUCCCCCACAGCAGGUUUGCCUUGCUACGUGAGUUGGCACUGAUUACCCCUUCUCAAGGUUAUGCACUCACGACUUCCUCAGCGCUGGCGACCGAAAGUUCAUAUUGAAGUAUAUUCACACAGUUAAUUUCGAGGAUCUUCAAGAGAUAAAUAAUAGGCUACGCGGGGGUGCUAAUCAUGUCCGUCUUGUCCAAGACAUCAUUCCGGAGAAGUCAAUGUUCGUUUUCAAGUACUACACAGAUCAUCUCUUAAAUCUUACUCAGAAGGACUUGCCUCUCAAAGUGAAAAAGAAGAUUCUCAAGUGUGCUCUUCAUGGAGUUGCAGAACUCCAUGAUCAUGAUAUUGUUCAUACAGAUAUCAAGCCAGACAAUGUUUUUAUUGACUGGAAAGAUGACCGGGAUGGAAUCAUUAUUGAUCAAGUCAAACUUGGGGAUCUUGAAGAUGCCGCGCAUAUCCCUCCUGGGUCACAUAUGAUUGAAAAACAGGUGGGGAACUGGAUGUGGAGGAGUCCUGAAGCCCACGCCAAAGGACCAGUGAAUAAGCCAUCUGAUAUUUUCUCUUUUGCUCUUGUUUGUAUUUAUGCGAUGCAUAAACGCGUCAUAUUUGCUGUUGGGGAAGAGGAGUUGGACGAAGGUGUGGAUCCCUUGGCUAUUGUAAUUGAGCGCCAAAUCUCGUACUUUGCAGAUGAAGACACACUGAAUGGGUUUUUGAAAUACCUUGGCAAUAAUCCCUGGGUUCGCGUGUUUGAAGUAAUUCGGGAUGGUUUCAACAAAGACAACCCGCGCAGACCAUUUUUCCUUUGGAAGGGUGUUGACAAUGAUUUUAAAAGUUUUAUCCGUGCAACGACAAAUUUUGAUCCGGAAAAGAGGAUCACUGCUCAUGAGGCAUUGGCACACAAGUGGUUUGAGGGUGUUUGAGAUGGGCAGAGAAGCAAAGACAUGUGAAAUCAGUUACCCUAAUCUACUCUUCUUAAAAUGGGUGACACAGGUGUGCAUAGCUAUGCAGCAACAGCAGAAGUGACCUGAGUUUCCUUGGAAUUACAGAACUUUCUAAUUAGGAGGAACGAGAGAGAACUCGACGUGGUGUUGAGUAAACGGGGGAGUGAAGAGACAUUAGAUAACAUAAUGUUUUUCCUUUGCCGCGAGCUUAGAGAACAAAAGAAUAAGAAUCCAAAUUAUAUAGUGAUGAACAGUUCCUUAAUUACCUGGGGUUUGUGUAGUUAACAUCGUGGUGGAAAGUGGGCUCUAAUUAGCAAUGAAAACUGCCGAGGCCUUAUCUAUAAAAAUGAGUUACAGAAGAGAGCAAGGCCAGGUUUCAUGAAUAUAAUCUCAAAGUGAAAUGAUAUCCA